CAUGGUGACAGGGACAGGUCACACCUGGGCAUGGUGACAGCCACAGGUCACAGCUGAGCACAAGUGACAGUGACAGGUCACACCUGGGCAUGGUGACAGCCACAGGUCACAGCUGGGCAUGGUGACAGGGACAGGUCCCAGCUGAGCACAGUGACAGGGACAGGUCACAGCCGGCCAUGGUGACAGUGACAGGUCCCAGCCAGGCACGAUGACAGACCCCUGUGCCCGGGAGCUCGUGUCACGCUGUGCCCUGGGGGCUCCUGCACAGCCGGCAGUCCCUGCUGCAGACCUGGCUCCCUGCAGCCCACGCUGCAGUGUCUGAGCUGCACACACAUCCCCACACACCCUCAUUCCUGCACACUGCAAUUGCAGCUCAGCCUGCCCGCAGGAGCAGCCACACUGCCUCGGGCAACCAAGGCUCACCCAAGGAAUCAUUUUCCAGGCUCCCUUUGAAGCUCACAAGGCUCCAAACACACUCCCAAAAAGCCCAGACCGCUGGUUUAAGGUGGUGCGGCGCUGCCUGGAGCUGGGAGCAGCCUCGGCGCGCUUCGUCAGCGGCACCAUGGAGGACACGGCCUUCGCCCAGCACGUGGUGAGGGAGGCCCAGACCUCGCUGGCUCUGUGGCCUCCUGUCAUCCUGUUGCAGUGUCACAGCCCUGGAUUUCAUCAGCCCAGUGCCGGGGAUCCGGCAGCCCUGGCCACUGCGGCCAUGGGUCACGGCUCAGAAAUGCUCCAGCCCAGCUCCAUGUGGAGCGCUCCCUCUCCCUCCCCGGCCCACAGACAGCUCAGGGGAGGCCUUGACAUGCUGAUUCUUAACCACGUCGGUGCCUCCUACUUUGGCUUUUUUGAUGGGGACGUUGAGCACGUACGAAAGCUCCUGGAAAUCAACUUCCUCAGCUACGUGGCCAUGACCACGUCAGCCCUGCCCAUGCUGAAGGAGAGCGAGGGCAGCAUCGUGGUGGUUUCAUCCAUGGCAGGUAAAGUCGGGUUCCCCUUUACCGUCCCCUACUCUGCGACUAAGUUUGCCCUGGAUGGAUUUUUCAGCUCCCUGAGGCAGGAGUUCACCAUUCAGAGCAUUAAUGUUUCCAUCACGCUCUGCAUCCUCGGCUUCAUCGACACGGAGCGCGCAGUGCGCGCUGCCGCGGAGGUGCUGCAGGAGCGGCCGGCGCCGCGGGACGAGUGCGCGCUGGAGAUCCUCAAGGGCGCAGCGCUGCGCCGGAGGGAGCUCUACUACCGCUACAGCUCCACGCGGCUGCCGCUGCUGCUGCGGGACUGCGCCGCCGAGCUCCUCGAUUACCUGGUGCGGAGCCGCUACCGCCUGCCCGCGGCCCCCGGCGCCCCCCGCCCGCCGCACUGAGCCGCGGCCCCCGGAGGGUCCCCGGCCCCCGGGAGGGUCCUCGGCCACCGGGAAGGUCCCCGGCCAGCCCCGUUCCCGGCCUCCAUCGCCACCGCCCGGUUCGUGAUGCGCUGGCGGCACCCGCAGGGACAGAGCGGGGCUCGCAGCGGCGGCUCCGUGCCCUGCUCGCCCCGCCCGGCCGCGGAACACUAAUUAUUGAGCUAAUUAUUAAAUAAAGUGUA
Messenger RNA from Vidua chalybeata, 1578 nucleotides. RefSeq names its product 11-beta-hydroxysteroid dehydrogenase 1-like. NCBI's taxonomy places the organism in Eukaryota, Metazoa, Chordata, Aves, Passeriformes, Viduidae. The record is from RefSeq and is a predicted model, not a curated record. Gene Ontology annotation, cellular component: intracellular membrane-bounded organelle; endoplasmic reticulum membrane. Gene Ontology annotation, molecular function: 11-beta-hydroxysteroid dehydrogenase (NADP+) activity; steroid binding. The coding region runs from base 563 to 1357 and encodes 264 amino acids. Gene Ontology annotation, biological process: steroid catabolic process. The transcript is spliced from 6 exons.